GGCAUUCAACGAUUUGUUUGUGGUGCUCUUGGUCCUACCAACCGUACUCUUUCACUUUCUCCUUCAGUAGAAAAGCCUGAGUAUCGAAACAUUUCAUUUGAUGAGCUUGUUCUAAGCUACUCAGAACAAGUGAAAGGACUUCUCGAUGGUGGGGCAGAUAUCCUCAUCAUUGAAACAAUUUUUGAUACAGCAAAUGGAAAGGCUGCUAUAUUUGCAAUUCAAAGUGUUUUUAAGGACUUGGGUCGAUCAGUGCCAGUGUUUGUGAGUAUAACUCUAUAUUUGUAUUUUCAUUAUUUCGUGCUUGCUUAACUUUCACAAUCUUGUGGAAAAAGAUUGGUGUUGUUACUUUUUGUCAAUACAUAUUAACCCUCGGCGCGCAUGCGCAGUGAGGGUUGCAGUACUUGGUUUCUCUGUCUGUUUGUCGGCGCCUACAGGCCACGAGAUGGCCUGUAAGCGAUACCAAUGAAACGAAUGCAUUCGAGAGCGAUAAACUAUCAUGGUCGCAGACUGCGUUGUGUGUCCCAACCCAUC
Geodia barretti is the source of this 531-nucleotide messenger RNA. The record is from the annotation of a GenBank genome assembly. Lineage: Eukaryota; Metazoa; Porifera; Demospongiae; Tetractinellida; Geodiidae.